Messenger RNA from Fomitopsis serialis, 3387 nucleotides. RefSeq lists its product as uncharacterized. Bases 1 to 3387 code for a protein of 1128 amino acids. The transcript has 10 exons. The record is from RefSeq and is a predicted model, not a curated record. Gene Ontology annotation, molecular function: RNA binding. Gene Ontology annotation, cellular component: RNA N6-methyladenosine methyltransferase complex. NCBI's taxonomy places the organism in Eukaryota, Fungi, Basidiomycota, Agaricomycetes, Polyporales, Fomitopsidaceae.
AUGCUCCUCCACUGGUGCACCCUUGAGCCUUCUGGCGACGGCAGCCUCGCCGCCAUCCGCUUCUCCUCGCCCGUACGCGUUCAGUCCAUUCGCAUUUUCCCAAAGGACGCGCGUCCAUUCGCGCAGCACCAUGCCACAGUCAGUGAAACAGAGCCGCAGGCUUUUCUUCUUCACCUAUACUUCAGUGCAUAUCGUGUUGCCAGGCCAGAUAGCAAGGAGAAGCCAAAGCCGACCAAUGCACUGGUCCCGACAACGCUCGCCUAUGCAGGUGGGGAGAUGGACUUUGCCGUCCCCAUGGGCAAUGAGUAUGCCACGCGCUUGAUCAUAGUGAGGGGAAACUUCGAACGCGUCUCCAUGGCUAUUUAUGGCGACGUUAUGUCAGAGCUUCCGCCCCCACCCACAACAUACGAACCGAAGCCUUUGCCAACCUUCGAGCCCGUUCAGAUCUCACGAGCGCUAGACCCGUCUAACUCGCUAGAUCCAUCUGCACUCGCGCGGGAGCUGCUGAAUCUCAUUCCGGACGCUCCGCCCCUUCCACUCGCCAUUCGGCUAGUCUUCUGCCUCAAGCCUCCAAGUGACGACUGGGAUCUGCCCGAGUUUCCGUACAUCUUCGCCGAACUUGACGCCGAUGCGGGAGAAAUUGACUUCGAGAAAGCCUCCGUUCUGACCACACGACCUGUCUCCGACGAUGUCGAGGAUGAGGUUCUCCUUCGGUUUGCAGAGAACAUGGCGCAAUCAGUGGGUGAGAAGGUAGAUGUCGAUUGUCCUUUCAUGCUGUAUGCAUACUUAGUAACUUACCCUCGUCCAGACUACUAUUUGAGCAAUGCCGCAUCACAACAUCCAAACAUGGCCAAGUUUCUUGUGGACAAGCUGGAUGUCUCUGCCGUCUUCGACUCGGCUAACAUGGAUGAAGGCACACUGAUUCGGUUGCGCGACGCCGCAACUAACUCCGACAUUGCUCGACACCUCAAUAAUGACUACUUCUUACAAACAUUGUUGACAAUCAGUAAAGACCCAAGUGCCGACGCCGAGACCAGGUCUGCAGCCACCAAGCUGAUGGCGCGCGUACAAGGCUGGGUUAUUCUAGAGGACACACUUUCCAACACCCAGGGUGACUUCGUCACCGCGGCCACGCUGCUCAAAGAGAUAGGCACGGAGGAAGCAGCACUUGGCGUCUGGCUUGAGUCUAUGGUCACGCAUGAAGACGUUGCCGCGACACUGCGCGAGAACCCACCUAUGCCUAUCCCACUACCGCACCCGCCAUAUCUGUUCGGCAGCUUGAAGUCAUCAAUAUCGCAUGAUGAGUUUGUGGCUUUUCUGAGGGCCGUUAUUGGUGUUGCCGCAGUGCUGGCGGUGUAUGCAUUUGCGGAUGCAUGGCCACAUACGCUUUGUCGGGAGCGUGCCCUUGCGAUCAUCCGAUUGUGGCAGGGGGUAGAUGGCUAUCGGGAGAUCGUAAACCAUCUAUUACUCUUGAAGCAGAUGGUUUUCCGUCUCGACUGCAUGAUGGACAAUGAUCCUCCAAGACGAGCGGGUGUCGACGCCGAGCAUAUUCUGGUCAACCUCGCCAAGGACCCGCAGGCUAUUCUGCAGCCUGACUUCAUUGACUGUAUCCUAGGCCUCAAACCUCCUCUCGCGUUCAUCACAGAAGAAGAGCGGAUGUCGAUGAGACGAGCUGCCAUCGUCGCCGACGAUGGCCUGCCUGGCGCUGUCGAUGAGCUCCUCCGCCCCAUAGACCGCCCGCCCACGCUGAAGCAUCUUCGUGCUAUGCGGGUAGCGUUCGCUGUAAUCGACGAGGAGUUGCGCAAGGACCGCGAGUACGACGUCCUCCAAGACUUCUGGCACGAAGGCUCCCGUGGGCUCGUCGGCCACCUCGUGGACAUCUUUGGGCCCCUCGUGAACGAGAUCAAAAGCCAUUUCACCCUGAGUCCCCCAGCGCGGAAGUCGCAGGAGCUCAUGAGCGGCCUGUUCCGCGUGGCAGACGAGUUGCUCAAGCUAUUGUUGCGGCUCUUCCCGGCCUAUCCCCUGCCCAGCCGCGUCGUGCGCGUCCUUACCGCAAGCGUAGCCGAUCUCUUCGUCUGCACCGACGCAGCGGACAUGCUCUAUUCCCAGUCGAGCCCCACUUGCGUCGCCGCCGAGGAGGCGCGCCAGUCGUCCAUUGACGUCGUGCGCAUGCUCUCUGCUACCUCCUCACAGGAAGGCGUCAAGGUUGGCGCGGAAGUCGUCCUGAAGACCCUCCUCCGGCAUGGCUUACACGUCGACAACCGGGACCCAGUCCAUCAUCUCCUCCAGGUCCUGUGCCUCAUCGACUACCUCCUGCCGAUGUCCGACGUCGGCGAUGAGAAUGAGGCGGGGUGGACGCAGCGCGUUGUACCGCUUAUGAUGCCGGACCUCUGGCGGUUCUGCAGGGUGCUCGACACGGAGAACAAGCUGGAUCGUGGUACCGUGGGCGUCGCGGAGUGGUUGAUCAACGAGGAGCUGAAGAACCCUACCGUGCAGCUGCAUGAACGCGUGGUGCGGCAAUACCAAAUCACGAUGGCGCUGAGAUUCCUGCUUGACCUCGCACAACCCUCUUCGACCUCGACCAGAAUUUUGGUCGACUGCCUUGCUACGGGCCAAGAUGCGAGUUCGAUCUUGACGACCUGCCUACUGUCACUCCUUGACCAACGAUUAUCUAUACCUGUUCUUACUGAACUAUGGUCAAGGUUGGACACAGAUCUUCGUGCAGCCCUCGCUAUUGCAUUGUUGCGUUUCGUAGGACCCGAUGACGAACUGGAUAAAGACUCCCUUGACGACGCCGUUGCCAUCCUAACAUCCACGACAAUACCCGACAAAUUCUUGGACAUGCUUCACCAAGAACUCGAUGCUGUUCUCGAUCGCUAUGGGAAGAACACGACCGGCUGGGACACAACAUCAUGUCAGUCCAGAUGCCUCCCAUUGCUAGAUUGGCGCAUCAAUACAUCGAAAUCCGCUUCUGGGGUGACGACGUUGAGCAUCACACCCGACCGCGUCCGCGAGGUCAUCUCACAUGAGCAGAGCGAACGUUGGGAUUCUUUGAAAGAGAAAGUACACGUACAAGACAUAAUCCUCCCUAAUCCACCGAUACCUCUGCCGGAGUCCAUCGAACUUCCCCUCCAAGAUGUCGAAGACCUCCUGCAACCCAAUAUACCCGUACCGUCUACCCCGCCACGUAGGGCACUCAACCAGGAUGUACUAGGGCUCGUGACGAUCUCACCACCCGCCCUGAUACGCUCGCCCGCGUCAACAGGGCUGACAAAAACAUACAGUAACAACGAUUUCAGGCAGCUACGGCAGACGCCCUCGGCGAGGCAGAACACAAGCCGGUUGCCGAGUAUGCACGUAGACGUAGGUGUAGCGAUGGUCGUUUGA